Messenger RNA from Plasmodium yoelii, 15525 nucleotides. Its product is annotated as dynein subunit beta, ciliary. NCBI's taxonomy places the organism in Eukaryota, Apicomplexa, Aconoidasida, Haemosporida, Plasmodiidae. Gene Ontology annotation, molecular function: dynein intermediate chain binding; ATP hydrolysis activity; minus-end-directed microtubule motor activity. The transcript is spliced from 2 exons. Gene Ontology annotation, cellular component: dynein complex; axoneme. The coding region runs from base 1 to 15525 and encodes 5174 amino acids. The record is from RefSeq and is a predicted model, not a curated record. Gene Ontology annotation, biological process: microtubule-based movement.
AUGACAAAAUUCCCCGAAGAUAAUUAUGAAUGCUUAAAUUUAACAGAACUUAAAAGUAACAUAGAGGAGAAAAACAUAUUAGGUUAUAGUAUUAACUAUACAGUAAAUGGGUUAUUAUUUUUUGGAGGGUUUAAAAUAGAUGACGAAAAUAACACGGGUGUUAUAUGCAAUGAUUCUUAUUUAAUUAAUAUAAAUAAUGAGAAAGCAAAAUAUGAAAAUCUGUUAAGUAAGGUAAAGCCGCCUCCGAGAUGCUAUCAUAACGCAUGUACUUUAUUAGAUAAUCAUGUAGUUAUUUUUGGAGGUUUGAAUUCUGAAUGCCCUUUUAUAGCUUUAAAUGAUUUGUGGAUAUUUAAUAGUACUAAUAAAACAUUUUUGAAAUUAAGAAAUGGCUUAGAAGAAGAAUCCAAUAAUGAAAAUGAUGGAAAUUCCAAAGAUGAUUUAGAAAUAUCGACGAACCCGAAAUUAAAUGAAUUUGAAACCCCUGAAAUCGAUGAAGAGGGUAGUAAUGAUGAUUCAUUUUUGGAUGAUGAAUAUGUUAGAAGUUUAAAUAAAUAUAUACAAUAUAAUAUAAACAAAAAUAAUACCAAGAAUAGCAACGAUGGAAAUUUGCCUAUAAAUAAUGUACCGUUGCCUCGAUAUUAUUCCAGCCUAGACAUAUAUAUAGUGAAGAAAAAAAAUGCGGAAAUACAAAAAGAAGAAAAAGAUGAAAUUGUUACUAAAGAUAAUAAAAUAUUCAUAAAUAAUGCAAACAAUUAUGAAUAUUUUAGUUUGAUAAUAUUUGGGGGAUAUGGAGGUUAUGAUAGAACGAGCUUUAAUGAUUUAUACGAAUAUAACAUACUAAAUAACGAAUGGAUUUUAAGAUCGUGUAAAGGUAAUAUCCCUUCAAAUAGAUAUGGACACAUCUCAUUUAUAAACGGAAAUAAUUUAUUUAUAUUAGGAGGUACAAAUGCUGAAGUGAGUUUUACUGAUAUGUAUUCGUGUGAUUUAAUGAAAAAUGAGUGGACAGAAGUUGAUUUCUCGUAUUCUUUUAAUGCAUCUAAAGUUUUUUGUAAGAAUGUCCUAGUUGAAUCUAUAGAUAGAAAUAUAAUUUUCAUAUUUGGAGGCUAUAAUAUUAUAAGUGAUGAAAAAGGAAAUAGAAAAAUUGAAUAUGGGAAUGGAGAAUUAAACAUGUUGAAAUUAUAUGACACAUUUAAGUUAGAGGAAUUAAAAUAUACUAUCAUUCGAAAUAAAAAUUCUAAUUCUAUUAAAGAUGUAUUGCCAAUAAAUAGCGUUUUAAACGGCACUGAUGGUAGGAUAAAUAAUAAGGAAGAUUAUACAGAUUGCAAUAAUAAUAAUAAUAAAGUAGACGAUAUAAGCAAUUUUGGAAAUGAUGAUAAUUCGUCUGAUAUAGCAUUUUGUUCAAUCGCAUAUGAUUUUGUUGAUUCUAACUUGAUUAUUUCUGAUUCAAAACAGAAAAUUUAUAUAAUGAACAUAAAUAAAAUAAUAGGCCCUAAAUAUGCUAUUUUUAACAUUUGCCCCAAUUCUUGUGAUAUAAAUGGAAAUAAAAAAAUACUAUUAAAAGGAAAAGGUUUCACUAAUGAGGGUAAAAUUCUUGUGAAAUAUCAAUCAGAAAAUACUACAUUAUAUAGUGAAGGAAUUUAUAUUAAUGAAAAUCAUAUAUAUACAAUAUCUCCUAAUGCAAAAGAUAUAAUAAAUAAUAAUAUUUUCCAUGUACAAUUAUCUAUAAACGAUAAAUGUUAUACAACAAAUAGUUGCAUCUUAGAAUAUUAUUAUAAUAUAGAUCCUAAAAAUACUUUAAUUUUUGGUAGCGGGUUAUUAGAACCCAUAUGUUUAAACGAAUCUAAUAUAUUUUUUUUAGUAGCAAGAAAUUCUUUAAAUGAAAAUAAAAAAAUUGGAGGAGAUAAAUUUAAAAUAACUAUUAUAUAUGAACAUGAAAAUAAAGAACAUCAGUUGCAAUACAAAGUCUAUGACAUAAACAAUGGAAUAUAUAUAGUAAAGUAUUUACCAUUUUACAAAGACGAAGAAAAAAUUAAGCCGAUUAAAUCUGAUAUUAAAAACACACAAAAUGAAACGCAGGAUAUGGAAAAUGUAGAGAACAAAAAUGCUGGAGAAAAUAUAAGCACAAACAAAUUGAUAGAUUCGAGUAAUAACACCAAUGUUGAUCCUAAUACAAAUGCAGAGAUAGAAAAUAUGAAAACAGAGACUAAUGAGGAUUCUAAAAAUGGUCAGAAUGUGAGCCCAAAUUAUACAGAAAUUUCAGAGAAAAUUGGAGCAUUAAAAAUAACUGUAAAAGUUAACGAAGAAAAUAUACGCAAUAGUCCAUUUACCAUAAAUGUGUAUAAUAAAAAACAAGAAAAAGAAUCAUAUGUAAGAAAAUUUAUUAACAAUAGAUUAAAUGAUUUAAUAACUAAAGCAGAGACAGUGUUAGAGCUAAUUAAAAACAAAAAUAUGAAUACAAAUAAUUUAAUUAAACUAAAUAUCAAUAUUGAACAAUUCCUGAAUAAAUUUUCCAAAUCGAUAUAUGAUAUAAAUAUAAUUGAGCAAUAUAUGUUAUACGGAAAUAUAAAUAUUAACAAUAUUGAAGAAAUUAUAGAAAAACAAUAUGAAGAAAAUAAUGUAAUAGAUGCAUAUUUAGAAGACGAAGUUUUCAUUGACAAGCAAAUUAACGAUUUGAUAGAAAAAGAAAAAGAAGUCAAUCAGAAAAAUAAAUUUAUCGGUUUGGGACAAAGCAGUAUCAGAAACUCUAAAAACAAUUAUAAUACCCCAGAAAAAAAUGAAUCAAAUAAAGAAGCAAAAAUAAAUAGUGAUGAAACAGAGAUUGAAUUGGACAAUGAAAAAGUUGAAAUAAAUAAAAACCAAGACGAGGUAAAUUCUAUUAACCUAAAUAAUAUAGAAAACGAGUUUUUAAAAUUAAAAAAUAACGAAGAUAUGGUCAGAUUUAUAGAUGAAAAUAAACUUGAAUUUAUGGAUUAUAUUGACUCAAAUUCGAUGAAGAAGCUCAAAAAUUAUAUUACUCUUUUGAAUAAUGAAGAAACAAAUUUACGAAAUAAAAAAUUCACAAAAAGAGGUGAUGCUAAUAAAAACACAGACGAAAGAAAUAACAGAGGGAAAUAUAAUAAUUUACAUGAAGAAUACUUAUUACAAAAUAACGAAAACAAAUGUGAAGUGAUAAGGAAUUUAUUAAUUUUUUACUAUAAAUUAAGAUAUGUUUGUAUAUGUAAAAAAGAAAAGGAGCUAAAAGAUGAAUUUAUAAAAGAAGAAAAAGAAAGCAUAAAAAAAUUAAAAUUAAAUUAUAGAAAAUUUGCAAAUAUAAAAAAAAACUUAGAUAUAUCAAAUGUCUAUAGCCAUAAUUAUGGUUAUGAAGAAUCGUUAAAAGAACUUGAAAAUACAAAAAAAUAUCUAAUAGAAAUAAAGGAUGAAGUAAAAGAAAUAAAACAUAUUUCGGAUCAUAUAAUAAAGAUUGAUAACGUAGAAGAGCUAAAUAAAGAUAUCGAAAAUUUAGAUAGCGAAAUAAACGAGAUAGAGAAAUUAUGGCUUUUUAUCAAAAAAAAAGAAGAAAUAUUAAAUAAUUAUUUUUUUUCAAGUUUUAAAGACCUAAAUGUAGAAGAAUUUGAUAUUGAAGUUAAAAAAUUGCAAAAUGAUUUUAGAAAAAUAAAAGUAGACAAAAAACAUAAUAUAUCAAAAGAAGAAACAUUAAAAUUAAAAGAAACUAUAAAAUUCAUUUCGGUUUUAAGUGAAUUGAAAAAAGAUUUUAUAAAAGAAAGACAUAUAAAAGAAAUCGAAAAUAAUAUUAAUGAAGAAAAAGAAAGUAAUAACGAAGAAAAAAUAACCAUUCAAAUUGAUGAAAAUACGUUAACCAUAUAUUUUUAUAAAUUAAAUGUAAUGAAAUAUCAAGAUACUAUUUCAGAAGUAAUAAUAAAAGCAUAUAAUGAAAAAUUGAUAGAAGAAACAAUAGAUAAAUUUCAAAAACAUUGGGAACAAAUAUAUUUUAAAACUAAAAAUUAUAAAAAUGAUAUUAUAUUAGCAUAUAUAGAUGAUACUUGUAUAGACACAAUAGAAGAACAUCAAAUUACUUUGCAAAAUUGUUUUUCUUCAAAAUAUUUUCUUUUCUUUUCAACGGAACUAAAUUUAUGGCAAAAAAAAAUAUCAAAUAUAUAUGAAGUCAUACAAUUACUUAAAGAUAUAGAAAAGUUAUGGGCCUAUUUACAAAAUAUGUAUAUAAAUUCAGAAGAAGUCAAAAAAGAAUUACCAUUAUAUUCAAAAUUUUUUCUAACAAUAAAUGAUGAAUAUCUAGAAAUGUUAAAACAAAUAAAUGAUAAUAAUACAAAAAUUAUCGACUUUUCAAAUGAACCAGGCAUUAUAGAUAAAUUGGAAGAUUUAAAAGUAAAAUUAUGUAAAAGUGAAAAACCAUUAAAUGAAUAUUUAGAUUCAAAAAGAAAAUCAUUUCCUAGAUUCUUUUUUAUAUCAUCAACAGAUUUAAUAGAUAUAUUAUCCAACGGAAACAAUUUUAAACUUGUUAAUACUCAUAUUCAAAAAAUAUUUUUAUCUAUACGAAGUUUUGUAGAAAAUUAUGAAGAAUUAACUGACUAUGAAAAAGAAAAUGAAAUAAAAUUAAUAGCCGAUGCAAUAAGUAAUUCCAAUCUUAAAAGUGCAAAAGAAAAAGCAUCGAAAAAUUUACGAGUUAAAAAAGGUGCAAAAAAUAUAGAAGAUACAAAUAAUUCAUUAUCGAAUGGAAUAGCCAAUAAUACAGAAAAGUCAAAUGAUGAAACUGAAACAAUUAUUACAAAAUUCAUUUCUUCUUAUGGAGAAGAAAUUUGUAAUUUUUAUGAACCUCUUAACUUGAAAGGAAAAGUGGAAUACUACCUAAAUGAUAUAAUUUCUCACAUUAAACAUACUCUUAAAUAUUAUAUUACAAACUUGUUUAAAAUGAAAAAUAUAUAUAAUAAUGAAAAAGACAAAUGGAUUGAUGAAAAUAAUUUAGCUCAAGUAUUUAUAUUAUGCAAUACAAUAUUCUUCGUUAAUGAUGUAGAAACUAUUUUAAGUAAGGAAGAUGGAAAUAUAUUAGAAGAAAUAAACAAUUAUUAUAAAAAUCAUAUUCUACAAUUAGAAAAGGUUAUCAAAAAAGUUCAAAAACCACUAACUGUUAAAAACCGAAUAAAAAUUAUGUGUAUAAUUACUUUAGACACUUUUUACAGAGAUGUACUAGAAGUUAUAUUAAAAAAUAAAAAUACAAUUUCACCAAAUAUGUUUUAUUGGCAAUCACAAAUAAGAAUGUAUCCAAUGUUUAAAAAAAAAAAAUAUUAUCAUGAAGCUGUGCAUAAAAAAAUAAAUAUGAAAAAAGAGCAUCAUAACGAAGAUAACAUAAAUCCUAACGAACAAAAUGAAAAUGAAGAAGAUUGUCAAUCAGGAGAAAUUCAUAACGGUGAUAGUAAUGAUAAUCUGAUUCAUAAAGAGAGUAAUAAUAUCAUAAAAGAUGAUAAUAACGAAACUAAUAACAGUGCCAGUAAUAGCGACGCAAUGAGUGAUGAUAGUUACAGACAAGAUGUUGAUAUUUACAAAAAAAAUAAUAAUCUCGAUUUUAAAGAAUUAUAUAUAAAAAUAAAAAUUAUGGAUUGCUCAUUCGAUUAUUCUUAUGAUUAUAUAGGAAACUAUCAAAGACUUGUAAUUACACCUCUUACAAGUCGUAUAUAUAUAACUGCAACACAGGCGUUAAGCUUAUAUAUGGGUUGUGCACCUGCUGGUCCUGCUGGUACAGGGAAAACAGAAACGACAAAAGAUUUAUCGAGUUUUUUUGGAAAAAAUUGUUACGUAUUUAAUUGCUCAGAUCAAUUAGAUUACAAAAGCAUGGGUAAUAUAUUUAAAGGAAUUGGAAGUACAGGGUGUUGGUGUUGUUUUGAUGAAUUCAAUAGAUUAAUUCCUGAAGUAUUAUCUGUUUGUUCUAUUCAAUUUAAAUCGAUAUUAGAUUGCAAACGUAAUAAUAAGAAGGUGUGUAUAAUAGGGUCUAACGAAAUAAUAGUUAAAAAAAAUUGUGCAGUUUUUAUUACUAUGAAUCCAGAUUAUUUAGGGCGAUCGAAAUUACCUGAAAGUUUAAAAAUAUUAUUUAGGCCUAUUACAGUUAUUAUUCCUGAUUUUAAUAAAAUUUGUGAAAACAUGCUUAUGGCAGAAGGAUAUGUUGAUGCUAAAUAUUUAUCUAUUAAAUUUACGACCUUUUUUGAAUUGAUUCAAAAUUUAUUAAAAGAUAAACAUUGUGAUUGGGGGUUGAGAAGUAUUAAAAGUGUUUUGACAAAAGCUGGAAUUCUUAAAAGAGCAUAUCCAGAUGCUGAUGAAAAUAAAUUAUUAUAUUCAGCCAUACAUGAUAUUAAUAUAGCAAAAAUAUCUUCUUCUAACUGUUCUAUUUUUUCAGGAUUAUUAAAUGAUAUAUUUUUUUCAAAUCAAGAGAUAGAAACUGAUGAAAUUGCAAAUGGGGAUACCGAACAAUCUGUAUUGGAUAAGAAAGAAAAUGAAAGUAAUUCCGAAUUAAGCAAUCUUAAGGUUAACAAAGAAAAUCCAAUAACAGGAAAAAACAAUAAGAAUAUUGAUAAUAAUGAAGAUGGACAAAAUACUAAUCUAAAUAAUAAUAAUGUGAAAAAUAUUACUAAGGAAAACAAUAAAAAAGUAACCAAUUCAAACUGUGACUUUUUCAAAGCAAAUAAUAUGGAAAAGGAUCUCAUGGAAAUUUGUAAAAAUAAUCAUUUAUUUGGCUUAGAUUAUUUCGUAAAAAAAAUUAUACAAUUACAUGAUAUAAUAAAUAUAAGACAUUGUGUGUUUAUUAUGGGGGAGCCAGGAUGUGGUAAAACGACUUUGUUUAAUAUGUUAUUGGAAUAUCAAAAAACCAAAUUAAAUUUAAAAACAGUAAGUAUUAAAAUAAAUCCUAAAGCUAUAAAUAUUGAUGAUUUAUAUGGAAGUGUUCAUAUGAAAACAAGAGAAUGGAAAGAUGGGGUUUUUUCAAAAUAUAUGAGAAAUUAUUCAAAAAAAGACAAUUAUGAUAAAGCUUAUAUAAUUUUUGAUGGUAAUUUAGAUUCUCAUUGGAUAGAAAAUAUGAACUCGGUUAUGGAUGACAAUAAAGUAUUAACUCUCUCAUCUAACGAAAGAAUAUUAUUAAAAAAUCAUAUGAAUUUAGUUUUUGAAUUUAGCGAUUUAAUGUUUACUACUCCUGCUACAAUAUCUCGGGCUGGUUUAGUUUAUUUUUCUGUUGAUCCCAAUUCUUUAUGGAAAAAUUAUUUUUUAUCAUGGAUAGAUAGGCAUGAUAAUUUUAAUAGCAACAUUAAAAAAUUAUUUGAAAAAUUAAUGUAUAAAUAUGUAGAACCCACUUUUUCUUAUUUAAAUACAUUGCAAACAUCUAUAAAGGUAUCACCUAUGUCUCAUAUACAAUCAUUAUCCUCUUUAUUAGAUAUAUUAUUAAAGGAUAACAAUUUUGAAAGUGUAGAACAUUAUUUUAUUUAUUCAGUUAUAUGGUGCUUUGGUAGUUUUCUGGGAGAAAAAGACAAUAUUAACUACAAAAAAUGUUUUGAUAAAUAUUGGAAAAAUAAUUUUAAAAGUAUAAAGGUAAAUAGAAAAAUUAGCGUAUUUGAUUUUUAUGUUGAAAAUAAUAAAUUUAAAGAAUGGGAUGAAUCCGAAAUAUGUAAUGAAUUAGAUAAUAAUUAUUUGUUAAACAAUGACAUAUUUGUUGAAACAGUAGAAAGUUGCGCUUAUAAAUAUAUUAGUAAAUUAUUCUUGAAAUCGGAUAUGCCCAUUUUAUUUAUUGGAAAAACAGGUGUAGGAAAAACACAAUUAUGCAAAAAAAUAUUAAGUGAAGAAAAAGACAAUUUUAAAACCUUUUAUAUGAUAUUUAACUAUUACACUACAUCAAAAAAUGUACAAGCUUUAAUGCAAAGUUGUUUAGAAAAAAAAUCAGGAAAACAAUUUAGUCCUCCAUAUCAACAAAAACUUAUCUAUUUUAUUGAUGAUAUUAAUAUGCCCAAAUGUGAUGAUUAUAAUACACAAAGUGCCAUCGAAUUAUUAUGUCAAUACAUAGAUACUAAUUCAUGGUUUGAUUUAGAAAAAUUAAAUUUAAUAAAAAUAUUAAAUACAAAACUUUUAUCAUGUAUGAAUUAUAAUAGAGGAAAUUUUACAAUAAAUCCAAGACUUUUACGACAUUUUUUUAUAUUAAAUAUUAAUUUCCCUGAAAAUAAUACAGUUAAUAAUAUUUUUAGUGUAUUAUUAAAAGGACAUUUUAACAACUUCAAACAAGAUGUAGCAGAUAUUGUUCCAUCUAUAUUAAAGUCUACCAUAUCUUUGUAUUAUAAUAUAGAAAAAAUAUUUAAAAGAACAGCGAUGCAUUUUUAUUACGAAUUUAAUUUAAGAGAUAUUCAUAGUAUUAUUAAAGGUUUAUUAACUACAACCCCUAACAAUUUUCAAGAUUGUGAUAAAUUAUUAUUUUUGUGGUUGCAUGAAUGUGAAAGAGUUUAUUCUGAUAAGCUAAAUAGAGAAGAUAAAAAAAUAUAUAAAAAUAUUAUAAUUGAUAUAAUAAAAAAAAUGUAUAAUAAAUAUGAAAUCAAUAAGUUUGUUAACAAAUAUGAUAAUAAUCUAUUAUUAUUUUCUAAUUUUCACAAAGGGAACCAUGAUAAGUGUUAUGAUCAAUGUAAAAAUAUUGAAGAAUUAACAUUAUAUUUAUCAGAAGAAUUAAAUGAAUACAACAAUUUUUAUAAUUUAAAUAUUGUCCUAUUUAAUGAUGCUAUAAAACAUAUUUGUAAAUUAAUUAGAAUCAUAGAUAAUUUAAAAUCAGAUGCAUUAUUAUUAGGUAUAGGAGGAUGUGGAAAAACAACUAUUUCAAAAUUCUCCUCAUAUGUUGCAUCUAAAACUUUCAUAGAAAUAGAUUUCUCACGUCAUUGUACAGAUAAUGAUAUUAAAAAAUAUUUACAAAAUAUAUUUCAUAGAUGUGUUAUGAAAAAUGAAGAUAUUAUCCUUUUCUUAAAAGAAAGCAAAAUACAUGACAACUUUUUUAUAUAUAUUAACGAAUAUAUGUGCACAAAUAAUAUAAUCGAUUUAUAUACAAAAGAAGAAAAAGAUUAUGUAAUAAAUAAUGUAAGAAACAUAGCUAAAUCAGAAAAUAUCAAAGAAACAGAUAAUGAUAUAUUUGAUUAUUAUAUCAAGAAAGUAAAUGAAAAUUUACACUUUAUUUUAUGCUUUUCUCCUACUAGCAACAAUUUUAGAGAUAAAGCAAAUAAUUUCCAAUGUAUAUUAAAUAAUACUAUGAUUGAUAUUUAUGACAAUUGGGAAGCUGAUUCAUUAAUGUGUGUUGGAAAAAAUUACGUAAAUAAUAUAUAUAUGAAUAUUAAUACAGGAGAUAUUAUACUUAACCAGGAUUAUAUAAAUCUAAAGAACCAGGACACAGCCCAACUAAAUACAGACACAAAUGUGAUAAAUAAUAUAGAAAACAAAACUGAUCAACAAUAUGAGAAAAUAAAUGUGGAAGUAAAUAAUCUAAACGAAAAAAUCAAUUCUCUAGAAAAUGUAGAUAUAAAUUCUAGCACUAAAAAUUACCAAAAAAUAGAAGGAACAUCUACUGAAGAGUCAUCUCCUUGUACUACUAAUUCCCAAGCUAAUAAAGACAUACCAAAAGGAAUAGAAAACACAGAUGCAUCUAAAAUUUUACCAUUAUUUAACAAAGAAGAAUAUGUAAACCUAAAAGAUAUAAUAACAGAAUAUUUAAAAGAAUGUUAUGAAGACAUAUUAGAUAUAUCAUCUGAUUAUUAUUCACAUGAAAGGUCACAUAUAUAUAUAACACCUAAAUUAUACCUAGAAAGUAUAAAAACAUAUCAUAUUAUGUUAUUAAAAAAUAUUACAAAUAUAAACAACAAAAUGAAUAUGCUAAAAAAUGGGAUUACAAAAAUGAAUGAAACAAGUUCAAAUGUAGAAAUAAUAAAAAAUUGUUUAAAAGAAAAAAAAAAAGUGUCAGAAGAAAAAAAGGAAGCUGCUGAAAAAUAUGCUAUUGAUAUUGGAAAUGAAAAAAUGAUCGUUAAGCAAGAAAGUGAAUUAGCAGAUAUCGAAGAAAAAAAUUGCAUAGAAAUUCAAACGAUUGUAUUAAAACAACAAGAAGAGUGUGAAAAUGAUAUCGUAUUAGGUAUACCAUUAAUAGAACAAGCCGAAGAAGCACUUAAUACAUUAAAUAAAAAAAAUAUACAAGAAUUAAAAACAUUAAAUAAACCACCACCAGGUGUCGAAGAUAUCACUGCUGCUGUUAUGCAAUUAUUAGCUACAAUCGAUACAACUAUAUCUGUUGAUAAAUUUGGAAAAAUAAGAGACCCCAGUUGGAAAUCGGCACAAAAAAUGAUGAUUAAUCCUGAAAAAUUUAUAUCUUUAUUAAAAGAUUAUAAAAAUAAGAUUGAUGAAAAUUUAGUUCCAGAUUGUAAUUUUAAAUAUGUAGAAAAUUUAAUUAAAUUACCUCAUUUUAACAAAAAUGCAAUUCAAAAAAAAUCGAAAGCAGCGGCUGGUUUAGCUGAAUGGGUAUUAAAUAUUACAUCUUUUUAUAAAAUUAUACAAAAUAUAUUACCAAAAAGAAUAUUAUUAGAUAAUACGAAAAGGAGCCUUGAGGAAGCAAAUGAGAAAUUACAAACUGUUAGAGAAAAAGUGCAAUCACUUAAGGAAAAAUUAAACGAUUUAAUAAAUCGCUAUGAACGUGCUAUUUAUGAAAGAGAUUUAGUUAUUUUAGAAGAAAAGAAAUUAAAAACUAAAUUAGAAUUAUCUAUUAGAUUAAUAGAUGCUUUGAGUAGCGAACAAAUAUCAUGGUCUAAUCAAUAUGAAAGCUUAAAAAAAAAGAAAAAAACAAUUUUAACAGACAUACUAUUAUCUUCUACAUUUGUAACAUUUUGUGGAGGAUUUACAAAAAAAUAUAGAAAUAAAAUAAUGACAAAAUGUAUAGAUACAUUGAAUAAAAAAAAUGAAAUUCAAAAUAAAGCUUUUGCAAAUAUUUUCAAAAAUAGUCCAAAUGAUGCAACUACAGAGCAUGGAACAAUUAACACCCCAAACAAAUUUGGUUAUGCAUCUGCAAAUGAGGAUAUAAGUAAAUAUGGAAAUAAUAAAAACGAUAACAAUAAUAUUAAAAAUAAUAGUGAGGAUCCCAGAAUGAGUAACAGUGUAUCUCCUAUGAAUCCAAAGGGAAAAGAUAAAGAUGAGACAUAUAGUAAUAAAGAAAAUGAAAGUGAUGAUAAAUCAAUAUAUAAUAUAUUUGCAGCAAGCAACUUUAAUUUAGAUUUAUUGAUAAAUGAAGAAAUAUUAUCAAAAUUAAGUAAACAAGGAUUAACAUUGAAUUCUGUUUGUAUUGAAAAUAAUAUAAUUUUAGAAAAUAGCGAAAAGUUUCCUAUUAUUAUAGAUCCUCAAAUGGAAAGUUUAAAAUGGUUAAUUAAUAACCAAAAAGAAAAAAGUGCAAAAUUAAUAAUAACAGAUAUUAAUGAUAAAAUGCUAUAUAAACAAAUUGAAGAAUGUAUAUCAUAUGGAUAUUCUAUUAUUAUAGAAAAUGCUGAUGAAUACAUUGAUAAUACUUUAUAUAAUGUUAUAUCAAAAAAUAUUAUAAAAAGAAAAAAUAAUUAUUACAUAAAUAUAAAUGAUAAAGAACUUAUAUUCCACCCAGAUUUUUAUAUAAUCUUACAUACACAAUUGUCUAAUCCUCAUUAUCAACCUGAAAUUCAAUCAGCAUGCUCUUUAAUUAAUUUCACUGUUACCCCUGAUGAUUUAGAAGAACACUUAUUAUCCAUUACUUUGCAAAAUGAAUUCAAUCAAUUAUAUAAAAAGAAAAAAAAAUUAUCUUUAUUAAAAUAUGAUUAUAUGUGUCAAUUAUCAUUUUUACAAUCUUCGAUUCUACAAAAAUUAACUGAUGCUAAAGGAGAUAUUUUAGAAGAUGUUUCACUUAUUGAAAAUCUCGAAAAAACCAAAUUAUUAAGUGAAAAUAUUGUUAAAAAAAGUGAAAUUGUCAAAAGCACAGAAGUACAUAUUAAUACGAUUAUUAAUUUAUAUAGACCUUUAUCAAAAAGAGGAGUCAUGUAUUUUUUCAUUUUACAAAAACUCAAAAAUCUUCAUCACUUUUAUUUUUAUUCUUUAGAAAUAUUCUUAAAAAUUUUUAUAAAAUGCUUAAAUGAUUGCUCAAAGAAUGGUUUCUCAUAUACCGAAAAAUCAGAUUCGAAAAAAAUGAAAAAAAAAAGAUAUAAAAAAGACCUACAGAAAAGUCUUGAAAGAAACGCUGAAAAUAGUAUACAUGCCGAAGCUCCAACAAUAAACGUUUACAGUGACAAAGAGAAGGAAAAUAACAUAGAACCUCUCGAAUCAUCAGCUGACUUAGGAGAAGUAGAAGAGAGUUAUGAUAAAGAAGCUGAAGAUAUUGGAGAUAUUGAAGGUGUGCCGAAAAAUUUGAAUAUCGCUGAAGAGGAUGAAGUCGAAGCAGUAGAAACUAAAAAAAUAGAAGAAGACGAAUCAAAGGAAACAGGAGACAAAGAAGCUAACGAAGUAGAUGCAAUUAACAUGGAUGAAAUAGAUAUUAAUGAAUCUGAAGAAGAAAUUGAUGAGGAAGAGACAAUAGACGAAAGUCUAGAAAGCGAAGACUUUGAAAAUGAUGAUAUCAAAAAUGAGGAAAUAAAAAUAGAUAAAAAUGAGGUAGAAAAAAGAGUGAACAUGCUAAUAAAUAUGUUGAUUGUAAAAAUGUGGAUGUAUAUCGAUAAGGGGUUAUUAGAAAAGGAUAAAUUAAUUGUGAAAUGCUUAAUUAUGUUAAAUUUAGAAAAGUUAAAUGGUAAAAUAACACAAGAAGAAGAAGCAAUAUUUAUAAAUCCAAAGCAUAAAUUAUAUAACAAGACAAAUGAAAAAAUAGAUAAUAAAAAGAAAAAUGAAAAUAUAGAAAAGAAAAUAAUAAACAAAUCAUUUAUUAAUGAAGAAUUAUACGAAGAUUGUAAAAAUCUAGAAAACUUAAAAGAUUUUGAAAAUUUAAUUGAUAGUUUUGAAAAUGAAAAUAUGUCAUGGAAACAAUGGCUAUUAUGUGAAAAAGUUGAAAACGAAGAAUUACCUAGAAAAUUUAAUAAAUUAAAAGAUUUUUCAAAAUUAUUAUUAAUCCGAAUAUUACGUAAAGAUAGGUUUUUAAUUGCCUUAAAAAGAUAUAUUGAAAAACAUAUUAAAAUGACUAAUGAAGAGCAAAACAAAUAUUCUUUGGAAAAUAUAUUAGAAGAAUAUAUCGAUAAUAGGACACCCGUUUUAUUCUUGUUAACUCCUGGUAACGAUCCAUCUAAGGACAUAGAAAAUUAUAUUGAAAAGUUGAGAAGGCAAAAAAAUGAAGAUGAUAACAAAAAAAAUAUUAGCAAAAAAGGAAGUAACACAGAAAAUGGUAAUAAUGAUAAUGAUGAUACAAUUAAUGAAGAGUCCAGCAAAAAUAUAUCUUAUAUUAAUAUUUCCAUGGGUCAAGGACAAGAAAGUGUAGCAUUAAAAUAUUUAGAAGAAAUAUCAAAAGUCGGAGGUUAUAUAUAUCUACAAAAUAUUCACUUGAUGACAAAAUGGUUAAAAGAAUUUGAAGAAAUUCUUGAUAAAAUAAUUUCAAAUGCCCAUAAAGAUUUUCGAUUAUUCUUAUCAUCAACUAUUCCAUUUGAAAAUAAUACACAAUUAUUGCCUGAAAAAUUAUUAAAAAAAUGUUUCAGAGUAAAUAAUGAAAAGUCUUAUAGUUUAAAAGAAAAUAUUAAAUGCUGUCUUGAUAAAUUUGAAAAUAAAGAAUAUGACACAAAAAUAAAAACAGUUAUAUUUGGUUUGUCAUAUUAUCAUAGUUUAUUAUCGGGAAGGUUUUUAUAUGGAAAAAUUGGUUUUAGCCAAGUCUAUUCAUUUAAUGAUAACGAUUUAGAAAUAUCCUUUAAUAUUAUAAAAAGGUAUCUAAGUAAUAAUGAAAACUUCCCAUUAGCUGAUGUUCUAUUUUUAGUUGGCGAAAUCAUUUAUGGAGGACAUAUUACUGAUAUAUGGGAUAGACGAAUAAAUAAAACAUAUAUAAGAAAUAUAUUAAAAGAAAUAUACAAAAAUAUAAUUAAUAUAAAUGAAAAGGAAAGAAAUGACAAUGGAAAUAGUAUUAAUAAAAAUAAUACUAGUAAUAGCAAUAUGGGUCAGAUUACCAACGGGCACAGAAAUGAUAACAACAACAUAGAUAGUGAUGAUGAAAGGGAUGAAACCAACAAUAAUGAAAUGGGCGAUAUAACGAAUUCUGGUAUAGAAGAAAAAUAUAUGCUAAAAAAUAAUAAAAAAAAUAUUUUGUUUGAAUUUUUUAGAUUCCCUGAUUGUAGUAAAUAUAAUAUUAAUCAACUGAAAAAAUAUAUUGAUGAAAAAUUAAAUAAAGAACAAACAUAUUUAUUAGGUUUACAUAUAAAUGCAGAAAUAGAAUAUAUGAAAAAUGAAUGUUCUAGAAUAUUACAAAAUUUACAAGAAUUAGGAAAUAAAGAUAUUGCAUCAUCUUCAAAUUAUAAGGAUGAAAAUAAAAAAAAUAUAACUAGCGAAAAUGUAGAUGGACAAAAAUUAAAAGAAAAUGAAAGAAGCAACGAAGGUAAAGAAGAAAAGAAAUGUAACAGAAAAGAUACUGAAAAUAAUGACGGAAUAAAAAUCAUAUAUGAUAUAAUAAAUACAUUAUUAAAUGAAUUACCGGAAAAAAUAAAUAUAGACGAUUUAAAAAUAGAAGAAAUUGAAAAUAAUACAUUUGUGGUUAUAGCAAUAAAAGAAGCAGAAAAUUUUAACAAACUAAUUGAAUGUGUAUAUGAUACAUUAAUAGAAAUAAAACUAGUUUUAGACGGUAUAUUAAAUGUUAAUGAUAAAAUACAAAAUACUAUUAGAUCAUUAUUAUUACAUAAUAUACCAGAAAUAUGGAAAAAAUACUCUUAUCCUUCAAAAAAAAAAUUAAUGCCAUGGUUUGAAAAUUUCAAAUUAAGAAUUAUAUUUAUAAAAGAAUGGAUAGCAAAAAUACGAAAUAAUGUUUAUUUGCCUAAUUCUGUAUGGUUAUCGGCUUUAUUUAAUCCUAUUUCAUUUUUAACUGCAAUUAAACAAAUGUUUGCACAUAAAAAUAAUGUACCUAUUGAUAAAUUAAAAUUAAAAUGGCACGUAACAAAUAUAACUAAAGUAGAAGAUAUAAAUAAUAAAAAUAAUUCUUUAUAUAUACAUGGAUUAUUCUUACAAGGUGCUUCAUGGCUUAUUAAUUCAAAAAAUGAUGCGUUUGCAUUUGACAUUUCAAAUUUAAAUGGAAAUAUAUCAUAUGGAAAUAUAAUCGAAUCUGUUCCUAAAAAUGCAUACUUUUCCAUGCCAGUACUUUAUGUUUAUUGUAUAACAAAUGAACAGGAUGAAAUCCUGAACCAAACUACGGAAUCAAGAUAUCUUAAUACGCCUUUAUAUAUAACAUCUGACAGAGGAAAUACAUUUGUUUGUUCUGUUGAUUUGAACCUUGAAAUUGAUGAUAGUGAAGACAAAUGGAUUUUAGCCGGAGUUGCCCUCGUUCUUUCCGAUGAUUAA